CGAAAAAUGGUCCGUCUCACGACUGAGCUGUUCGCCGAGCGUCCACAAUUCGUCAAUUCGGUCAAUAUGCGGGAGAUCAACUUGCGCGGCCAAAAAAUCCCCGUAAUCGAGAAUAUGGGAGUGACGAGGGAUCAAUUCGAUGUCAUCGAUCUGACUGACAACGAUAUCAGGAAAUUGGACAAUUUUCCGACGUUUUCUCGUUUGAAUACGCUGUAUCUUCAUAAUAAUCGAAUCAACUAUAUCGCACCCGACAUUGCCACAAAACUUCCAAAUCUCAAAACUCUUGCACUGACCAACAACAACAUUUGCGAGCUCGGAGACAUUGAGCCACUGGCAGAAUGCAAGAAGCUCGAGUACGUGACAUUUAUCGGAAAUCCGAUAACUCACAAGGACAAUUAUCGGAUGUAUAUGAUCUACAAGCUGCCGACGGUUCGAGUGAUUGACUUCAAUCGAGUCAGACUGACAGAACGUGAAGCUGCGAAGAAGAUGUUCAAAGGAAAAAGUGGAAAGAAGGCGAGAGAUGCGAUUCAGAAGAGUGUUCAUACAGAAGAUCCAUCAGAAAUUGAACCAAAUGAGAAUAGUUCGGGUGGAGGUGCUCGGCUUACUGAUGAAGAUCGGGAGAAGAUCAAGGAAGCGAUCAAGAAUGCCAAGUCACUCAGUGAAGUCAACUAUCUUCAGUCGAUUCUGGCAUCGGGAAAGGUUCCGGAAAAGGGAUGGAAUCGUCAGAUGGAUCAGAAUGGUGCCGAUGGGGAAGCGAUGGAGUCUUGAAAAAUCUUGAAAAUUGCAGAAUGUGCUGCUAAAAUUUAUUUAUUUAUUUUAUUUGAUUUUUUUAAUGUUAAAAUGAUACUCCUUGUUUUAUUUAUAUUCUCAUUUUUUUCCAAUUUUUUCCCAGUCUGUCUUCCCUUUUUUUGUAAUUUUUAUAUACCAUAAAACAAUAUUUCCC
This is a messenger RNA of Caenorhabditis elegans, 943 nucleotides long. It is a transcript of the gene mog-2, whose product is annotated as putative U2 small nuclear ribonucleoprotein A'. Gene Ontology annotation, biological process: mRNA splicing, via spliceosome. Gene Ontology annotation, molecular function: U2 snRNA binding. Bases 7 to 768 code for a protein of 253 amino acids. The record is from RefSeq and is marked reviewed. The transcript has 2 exons. Gene Ontology annotation, cellular component: nucleus. Lineage: Eukaryota; Metazoa; Nematoda; Chromadorea; Rhabditida; Rhabditidae.